Messenger RNA from Rotaria sordida, 219 nucleotides. Lineage: Eukaryota; Metazoa; Rotifera; Eurotatoria; Philodinida; Philodinidae. The record is from the annotation of a GenBank genome assembly.
AUGGACAAAGAAAACAACUCCGAUUCACCAUCACCUUCCAUGAAACGUAAAGAACAAAUAGCUUUACCAGAUACAGCAAUUGAUGCUUAUGUUCAAUGUACUGAAGCAUUUUAUCCAAAUAUAAAAAUUUUAUUGAAAAUAUUUGCAACUUUACCAGUAUCAACAGCAACUACAGAACGAACAUUUUCUGUCCUAAAGGUAACAAAAAUAUCAUAUUAG